This is a messenger RNA of Cygnus olor (mute swan), 1573 nucleotides long. RefSeq names its product leucine rich repeat containing 72 (gene LRRC72). Lineage: Eukaryota; Metazoa; Chordata; Aves; Anseriformes; Anatidae. The record is from RefSeq and is a predicted model, not a curated record. Gene Ontology annotation, molecular function: protein binding. The transcript has 9 exons. The coding region runs from base 150 to 1109 and encodes 319 amino acids.
AGUACUGAAUUCUAACUCAUGUUGAAUGUUGAUGAUUCCCAUGGGUGCAUUUCAGCAUUAGCAUUUUAGCAUGUGCUUCUGUGGAACUUACCAUGCUUUCAUUCACAUCAUAAAGCAGUCUCAAAGCACAGGGAUGAGAUUCUUUUUGGAUGAGAUUAAACCAGAAGAUAUGCUCCAAAAGCACACCUAACGCUCUCCAUCUACACGACCAGCCUACACUACUUAUGAAUGUAGACGUAGUUCAUGUGACUCACUUGGACCUAGCUGCAGAGCACAGCCUAGGUGGGCUUUGUGAAUCUUACUGGAAACCAGUCCAUCACAAAGUGAACUUCAAAAUGGAAACAGAGAUCAGGCAGGCUUCUCUGCACUUGAAGAUUCGUUACAUGGCUCAAAGAGGACUAAGAAGCAUUCCAAGUCUAUCACGCUUUCAUAGGUUGAGGUAUUUGUGGAUUAACAACAAUAAGAUCCAAGAUUUAACUUUCUUGAAGAAAAACUACUGCUUGACUGAACUAUAUCUCAACGACAAUGAGAUCACAGAUAUAUCAGGUGCUCUGAAACACUUGUGUGCACUACAGAUUCUGUUGCUUCACAACAACCAGUUAAAACAACUUGGCAAAACAGUGAAGGAAUUAAAAGGAAUAAUAAGCUUGCAGACCCUAAACUUAUUCCAUAACCCUCUGGCACAUGAUCCAGACUACCGGCUUUACGUGAUACACUUCCUUCCUUCGGUACAGCUCCUUGACAGGAAAUCAGUUACACAAAGAGAAAGGGAGUCAGCAUUUCAUCUGUAUAGCCAUGAGCGGUCUUGUGUUAUGGAGUCAAUAGCUUUUGGAAGGAGAGUAAACACACCACUAGGGACUGCCAUGGGAUGCAGCAGAGGCGCUCAACCAGCCAGAAGAUGGAUGAUGGCCCCAGAUUGUGAAUUUGGAAAUCACACAAAUAACGUUCCAUUUGAGAACCCUGAAGAUGCUGUUUUACUACGGGCAAUGACAAGAUCUGUAAUGGAAUUUUCCUCUCUUGACUGGAACAAAGUACCCACCUGUCGAGAAAGACGUCUUGAAAACAAAGCAGAAUAUUCCCCUGAGAAGCUGACAAUCCAAUUUAGAUGACUGCUUUCUUCCUUAAGAAAAAAAUUACUCCUCUGUCUAGAGUGGAUAUAAACUUCUUACGUAAGUUAAUAUCUCUGUAACACAAGUACACUAAACCCCACAUCCAAUCAAAUGAACUUCCAGCAACAAAAAGUAUUCGUGUAACAUUCCUUUUAUCAUCAAAUAUAUUAUGUGGAGAAUCAAGAAAUUAAGAAAUCAAAUGAUAAAUAGUAGCAAUGUUACAAGAAAAGAUGUUUGAAAUGCAAUUCUUACCAUGCUUCAGUUAUCACAAAUUAUUAAAGCCAAAAUGGAGGUUAAUUUUUUAAGAAAUUAAGGAUGAAUUAUUUUAUUCUUUACAGUUUCUACUGUAUAAUUAGACUUACUAUGUUCACUACUAGUAAUUUGGGUUCCUCUGUCAAAAUAAAGAUAUCAGAUAAACCUCAUUAAGCUUUUCUAAUUUCUUAGAGGAGUUAAAAUUCCAAUUU